ACUCCUACUUUAUAUGCGUACAUACGUACAAAUUGUAGCUGUGUAUUUGACAAGAUAUGGUAUUUUCCAGGGCAGAAUUAGUAAAUAGACCAGUUGCUUCAUUAUAUCUCAAAGAUGGUUCCAAAUUUAGUGGUACGACAUUUGGAGCUGAGAGAAGUAUUUCAGGAGAAGUGGGUAAGUUAUAAUAGGUAUAAAUAUACUAUAAUAUCUUAGUAAAUUUGAUUUUCAUUUUGCUUGAAAAGUAUUCCAAACUGGGAUGGUUGGUUAUCCUGAAUCCCUUACCGAUCCAUCCUACAAAGAUCAGAUUCUCGUUCUCACUUAUCCCAUGAUCGGUAAUUACGGUAUUCCGAAUGAAAAUGAUAAGGAUAACUUUGGAAUAUCGCUUUGGUUCGAAUCGAAUAAAGUACAAAUUGCUGGACUUAUAGUCGGCGAGGUUACUGAAAAUAAAUUCAGCCAUUGGUCAGCUGUUCAAUCUCUUGGACAUUGGUUGAAAAAGUAUAAUAUUCCCGGAUUAACUGGAGUCGAUACCAGGGCUCUAACUAAACAGUUGCGUAACCAUGGCAGCGUUCUAGGAAAAAUUGUCCUGGAUCGGGAUGAUAUCUCUGCUAUUGAAUAUCAAGAUCCUAAUCUUCGAAAUUUAUGUAAAGAGGUUUCAAUACCACAACCAAAAGUUUAUAAUAAAGGUGGAAAAUAUAAGAUAAUUGCCGUUGACUGUGGUAUGAAGCUGAAUCAAAUUCGAUGCUUAUGUUCGAGAAAUGCAGAAGUUACUGUUGUGCCUUGGGAUUAUAAGUUUAGUGAGGUAUCACAAGUAGAUGGUUACUUUUUCUCCAAUGGGCCUGGUGAUCCGGGAUUAUGCUCUGAUACAGUUAACGAAUUAAAAAAGCUUAUGAAAGGAAAUAAACCUAUUUUUGGAAUUUGCCUUGGUCACCAGCUAUUGUCUCUAGCUGCCGGAGGAAAGACUUAUAAGAUGAAAUACGGACAUAGAGGUCACAAUCAACCAUGCACUGUUGCAAAAGCAUUGGGGCCCGUAGCUGCAGGGAGAUGUUAUAUUACAACACAAAAUCAUGGGUUUGCUGUCGAUUAUAAAUCGUUACCUGAUGAAUGGGAAGAAUUAUUUAUAAAUGAAAACGAUGGGACCAACGAGGGUAUCUUUCACCGAACAAAACCAUUCUUUUCUGUUCAAUUUCAUCCUGAACAUAAAGGAGGUCCUGAAGAUAUGGAGAUGCUUUUUGACGUUUUUAUUGAUACCUUGAAUAGUUCUAAUUUGAAACAGAGUUUAACAACUAGAUUAACGAAAACAUCUAGAGAACAACCAAUAGAAGUUGAAAGCCUCAAAAUUAAACCCAGAAAAGUUCUUAUUUUGGGAUCUGGUGGUCUUAGUAUAGGCCAAGCUGGUGAAUUUGAUUAUUCGGGUUCUCAAGCCAUAAAGGCUCUAAAGGAGGAGAAUGUUCAGACUGUUUUGGUCAAUCCUAAUAUUGCAACAGUACAAACGUCUCUCGCCGACAAAGCGUAUUUUGUUCCAUUAACUCCAGAAUACGUUGAACAAGUUAUUGCAAGUGAAAGACCAGAUUCAGUCCUUUUGACUUUUGGUGGACAAACCGCUCUGAAUUGCGGAGUAAAAUUAAGAAAUAAUGAUGUUUUUGACAAAUAUGGAGUAACUGUUCUUGGAACUCCAGUCUCAUCCAUUGAAUCAACGGAAGAUAGACAGAUUUUUGCUGAUAAGAUGUCUGAAAUUGGCGAAUUUGUGGCGCCAAGCGAAGCAGCCUACAACGUUGAUCAGGCUUUAGCAGCUGCCGAAAGAAUUGGUUAUCCUGUCAUGAUUAGAGCUGCAUACGCUUUAGGAGGACUUGGAUCUGGCUUUGCUUUCAAUCCCGAAGAAUUAAGAUCUAUUGUUACGACGGCUUUUGCUCAUACUAACCAAGUUCUUGUUGAUAAGUCAGUUAAAGGGUGGAAGGAAGUAGAAUACGAAGUCGUUAGAGAUGCUUAUGAUAAUUGUGUGACUGUUUGUAACAUGGAAAACGUUGAUCCAUUGGGUAUUCAUACCGGGGAAUCAAUAGUUAUAGCUCCAAGCCAAACAUUAACUAACAAAGAAUAUAACCUAUUGCGUACGGCUGCCAUUAAGAUUGUAAGACAUUUAGGUAUUGUUGGAGAAUGCAAUGUUCAGUAUGCCUUAGAUCCAAAAAGUCUUCAAUAUUAUAUCAUAGAAGUAAAUGCUAGAUUAUCUAGAUCAUCCGCCUUAGCUAGCAAAGCUACAGGAUAUCCUUUGGCUUACGUGGCAGCCAAAUUAGCUCUAGGAUAUUCUCUAGCAGCUUUGAGAAACAAUGUAACAGGAGAAACUACAGCCUGUUUCGAACCAUCGUUGGAUUAUUGUGUUGUUAAAGUUCCCAGAUGGGAUUUAAGUAAAUUUCAAAGAGUAUCCAAAAAGAUAGGUAGUUCCAUGAAAUCUGUGGGAGAGGUUAUGGCCAUCGGAAGAACUUUUGAAGAGGCCCUUCAACGAGCUUUAAGAAUGACCAACGCUUCCAAUACUGGCUUUGAUCCCAAGCUAUUUGAGCCAAAUGAACAAGAAUUAAGGGAGCCCACAGACAGCCGUAUGUUUGUUCUAGCUGCUGCUCUAUAUCAUGGUUGGGAUAUUGAAAAACUUCAUGAGCUUACAGCCAUUGAUUUGUGGUUUCUACAUAAAAUGGAAAAUAUAGUAAUUAUGCAAAAAUUUUUAGAAGAUAUUGAUGGACCAGAAAGUAUUGAUAAAGUUACUUUAUUAAGAGCUAAACAACUCGGAUUCUCAGAUCGGCAAAUUUCAAAUUGUCUCAAAACAUCAGAAACGAAUGUGAGGGAAAGAAGGUUAGAAUUAAGCAUUAGACCCUUUGUGAAACAAAUAGAUACAGUGGCUGCUGAAUGGCCAGCUAAGACUAAUUACCUAUACUUGACAUACAACGGUAGCGAACAUGACAUUAAUUUUAAAGAAAAGCAUGUUAUGGUUUUAGGAUCCGGGGUUUAUCACAUUGGUUCUUCAGUUGAAUUUGAUUGGUGUGCUGUUGGUUGUAUAUGGCAGUUACAAUCAAUGGGCUAUAAAACUAUCAUGCUAAAUUUCAAUCCUGAAACUGUUUCGACAGACUACGAUAUGUGUGAUCGACUCUACUUUCAUGAAAUUUCCUUAGAGGCCGUUAUGGAUAUUUACGAGAUAGAAAAUCCAACUGGUCUCAUUUUAUGUAUGGGAGGACAAUUACCAAAUAAUAUCGCAGUACCAUUAUCGAGAGCAGGUGCUAAAAUUUAUGGAUCAUCUCCAGACACUGUUGAUAAUGCCGAAAAUAGAUUUAAAUUCAGUAGAAUGUUGGACUCUAUUAAAAUUUCACAACCAAGAUGGAAAGAACUAAGCGAUAUAGAAUCUGCAGAAAAGUUUUGUAACACUGUUGGAUACCCUUGUUUAGUCAGACCUUCUUACGUUCUAUCAGGAGCAGCUAUGAAUGUUGCUCACUCACAUCAGGAUCUCAGACAGUAUCUGGAACAGGCAGCUCUUGUUUCAAAAGAUUAUCCCAUUGUAAUAUCGAAAUUUAUUCUUGAUGCUAAGGAAAUUGACGUGGACGCUGUGGCAAAAAAUGGACGUGUUAUAGCCAUGGCCGUUUCCGAGCAUGUAGAAAAUGCCGGAGUUCACUCUGGUGACGCUUCUUUGAUAACUCCACCACGCGAUUUGAACGAUGAAACUUUGGAACAGAUUAAAGCUAUAUGUCGAGCUAUUGGUGAAGCAUUAAUUGUUAAUGGACCAUUUAACAUUCAACUUAUAGCUAAAGAUAAUCAAUUAAAAGUUAUCGAAUGCAAUGUCAGGGUAUCAAGAUCAUUUCCCUUUAUAUCCAAAACUUUGGGUGUAGAUUUAAUUGCUCUUGCAACUAAAGUCGUGAUGAAUGAACAUGUUGAAGAAUUAGGCAUGCUGACUGGAAGAGGUUUGGUUGGUGUUAAAGUUCCUGUCUUCUCAUAUUCUAGACUGGCAGGUGCAGAUGUUCUAUUGGGAGUUGAGAUGGCUUCCACUGGAGAAGUUGCCUGUUUCGGAGAAAAUCAUCACGAGGCAUAUUUGAAAGCCCAGUUAUCAUCAGGCUUUAAAUUCCCUAACAAGAAUAUUCUUUUAUCAAUUGGAAGUUAUAAACACAAACAAGAACUUUUGCCCAGUGUUAAGCUAUUAGAAAAAAUGAAUUUCAACCUAUAUGCUUCAAUAGGCACAGCUGAUUUUUAUUCAACUCAUAAUGUUAAAAUUGAGACUGUUGAUUGGCCUUACGAAGACUCUGAAGAAUCUCGCAGAAAGAGUGCUGUUAAACAAAGAAAUAUAGCGGAUUAUUUAUCGGAAAAGAAAUUCGAUUUAGUUGUGAAUUUGCCAAUGAGAAACGGAGGUAGUCGAGCUGCUAGUGCAUUUGUAACUCAGGGUUACAAAACAAGAAGGAUGGCUGUUGAUUAUUCUGUUCCUUUGAUAACAGAUAUCAAAUGCGUAAAACUGCUUAUUGCAGCUCUGGCUAAAUGCGGCCAUAAGCACCCACCGAUUAUGAGAUCCCACUUUGAUUAUUUGUCUCAUAAAAAUAUUAUUCGCUUGCCAGGCCUGAUUGACGUCCAUGUUCACAUGAGAGAGCCAGGUGGAGAGCAUAAAGAAACAUGGGAAUCAGGAACUCAAGCAGCUCUUGCCGGCGGUAUUACUAUGUUACUCGCUAUGCCUAAUACCAAUCCAUCCAUAGUUGAUUUAGAAAGUUUUGCUAUUGUGGAAGAAAGAGCUAAAAAUAAUGCUAGAUGCGAUUAUGGUAUUUUUGUAGGUGCCAGUGAAGAAAACUAUAAGUUUGCUAAACAAUUAGCAUCAAAGGCUUGCGCUCUUAAGAUGUAUCUAAAUCAAACUUUUACAACUUUAAGAAUGGAUAAAAUGGAUACUUGGGCGUCACAUAUGGCAAGUUGGCCAAAAUCUUUACCCAUAUGUGCUCACGCAGAGAGUCGAACUACUGCUGCCAUAAUUCUCUUAGCUCAACUUUACGAGCGACCAAUUCACAUAUGUCACGUCGCUUUAAGGGAGGAAAUAGAAAUUAUUAAGAAAGCUAAAGAACGUGGUAUAAAAGUGACCUGUGAAGUUGCGCCUCAUCAUUUAUUCCUCUGCCAAGACGAUAUUGACUCAAUUGGAUUAAAGAGGAGCGAUGUUCGUCCUAAAUUAGCAACUAAAGAUGAUCAAAAUGCUCUAUGGGAAAAUAUGUCUGUAAUUGAUAUAUUUGCAACAGAUCACGCUCCUCACACCUUAAGCGAAAAGCAAUCGGACAAUCCACCUCCAGGGUUCCCUGGUAUGGAAACAAUACUACCCCUUCUCUUAACAGCUGUUAAAAACGGCAGAUUGACCAUAGAAGAUAUAGAGAUGAAAAUGUACGAAAAUCCAAGAAAAAUUUUCAAGUUGCCAUCACAACAAGAAACUUACGUUGAAGUUAAUCUAGACGAAGAAUGGACAUUACCACAAACGAAGUAUUUUACAAAAGCUGGAUGGUCACCGUUUGCUGGACGAAAGGUGUCUGGAAAAGUUCUUAAAGUUGUCCUUAGGGGCGAAGUUGCAUUUAUUGAUGGUGUGAUAAUGGCAAAACCUGGAAGUGGCAAAGAUAUUAAAUCACUUUCCCGAACAAUUCUUACUCCAUCACCGCCACCCUCUCUUCAAUCGGAAGCAACUGCUGCUAUUUUAUCACCUCCAAAGAGAGCAGCGAGGGACUCUCGCGAGGUUUCCUUCUCCGAAGUGCUAACGCCUACUGAUCUGCCCAGUGUUCAUGAUCUUUCGCUUCAUUCUCAAGUUAUUCCAGGCAUCACUGGCCAGAACAUCUUAUCUGUUAUGAACUUCACAAGGGAGCAGUUUCAUCAUCUAUUUAAUCUAGCUCAUGCUAUGAAAAGUGCAGUUCAGAAAGAGAGGCCCCUCGAUCACAUUCUUAAAGGAAAAGUACUGGCAUCAGUUUUUUAUGAAGAGUCAACAAGAACUGCGUGUUCAUUUUCUGCUGCCAUGCAAAGAUUAGGUGGCAGUGUAAUAUCUAUUGACAAAAUGAGUUCUUCUGCGAUGAAAGGAGAAAGUCUUUCUGAUUCGAUUAGGAUUAUGGCUGGUUAUUCCGAUCUAGUAGUUUUAAGACAUGGCCAGAAUGAUUUUGAUUCGGUGGCAAAAGUUUCUCAAAAACCUGUAAUCAAUGCUGGAAAUGGUGACGGUGAACAUCCGACUCAAGCCCUUUUGGAUGUUUUCACUAUUCGUGAAGAAAUCGGCACAGUAAAUAACUUGGUUGUAACAAUGUGUGGUGAUCUACGUCACGGAAGAACUGUUCAUUCUUUGGCUAAACUCCUGACUUUGUAUAAAGUCUCAUUAAGAUUCGUUUCCUAUGAAGAUUAUAAGAUGCCAGAUGAAAUUCUUAGCUAUAUCGAGGCGAAAAAAUGCGACUAUCGCGAAUGUGAUUCUCUCGAAAGCGUCUUACCGGAAACUGAUGUUUUAUACAUGACAAGAUUUCAGACAGAACGAGCCGGCGGCAUGAAACUUCAAUAUCCCGAUUCUAUGAUUGUUACACCAAAAUUAAUGUCCAAAGCGAAAAGGAAUAUGAUAGUUAUGCAUCCCCUACCGCGUAAUAAAGAGAUAAGUCAUACUUUCGACACAGAUAUUCGAGCAGUUUAUUUCAAACAAGCAGAAUAUGGAAUGUACGUUAGAAUGGCUCUAUUGGCAAGUGUUCUUGCUAAGAAUUAA
Dimorphilus gyrociliatus is the source of this 6712-nucleotide messenger RNA. Lineage: Eukaryota; Metazoa; Annelida; Polychaeta; Dinophilidae. The record is from the annotation of a GenBank genome assembly.